Messenger RNA from Coturnix japonica (Japanese quail), 5259 nucleotides. RefSeq names its product zinc finger CCCH-type containing 12D (gene ZC3H12D). Gene Ontology annotation, cellular component: nucleus; cytoplasmic ribonucleoprotein granule. Gene Ontology annotation, molecular function: mRNA binding; metal ion binding; RNA endonuclease activity. NCBI's taxonomy places the organism in Eukaryota, Metazoa, Chordata, Aves, Galliformes, Phasianidae. The record is from RefSeq and is a predicted model, not a curated record.
GCCCUGCCAGGCAGGGGGGUUGGAACUACAUGAUCCUUGAGGUCCCUUCCAACCCGGGUCAUUCUGUGAUUCUGUGAUAGGAUUGCAUUUAUCUGUGUGCCUUAUCCCAGCUCUGGUCAUGGGCUGAAGAACUCUCACUGUGAUACUGUGACCACAUGCGUUUGUUUGGUUUUCCCAGCAGGUGAACUUUUCCACACGAAGAUGGUAAUAAUGCUUUUCUGUGUUUCUGAUGCAACGAAUGAAUGUUUCCUUUAACAAAGCAAAUAACUCAUUGGGGUGUGUAGACCAGAGCACCUGCAGCAUUCCCUACUACAGGUUCAAGAGAUUGUUUUCCUGUGCUUGGCACAACUUCUUAACCAUCACCAUCAGGAAGGUGGGGCUGCACAGGUGCUACUGACAUGGCAGGCCUGGUCUCCAGGAGCUGCCGCAGCAAGGCUGUUCUGCUUGGAGGUUGAUCUAAUUCUUUCCAGUGGCAGCCUGGUUGUUUCACAGUGCAGCAAGCUCUCAGACUUCAGCUCAGCAUGGGAACAUCCAUGAGUUCGGGUUGUUCCCCAGAGAAGGCCUCACCCACUGUAUCUAUUUCCUUAAUUUCCACAACACCAUGGAGAAAAGACAGAUUGCACUGGGAGCACCCAAUGUGCUUAUCGGCACAAGGAAGAAGCAGAAAGAGGAAACGUCUAUGAAACCACGGCCCUGGGCUGGCAAGCAUUUAUCUGUUCUGAUGAACAAAAGGGCUUGAGACCAUUCUGAAGUUCUGUACAAUCAUCUACUUUGUGUGGUUUGCUGCCACACACCAGCAAUUGCCUCAGUGUGCUCUGCCCAGCUUUAGCAAGGAAGGUAAGGGUCUGUGCCAGCACCUAACCACUUUCUGGAGACUGAAUUUUUCCUAAUGUCCUGCCUGAACCUCCCCUGGUGAAAUUUAAAGCCAUUCCUUCUCAUUCUAUCGCUAUCACUCUGGAGGAGAGGCCAACCCCCACCUUGACACAACCUCCUUUUGGGUAGUUGCAGUGAGCAAUAAGGUCUGAACAAUCCCAGUUCCCUCAGCUGCUCCUCAUAAGUCUUGUGCUCCAGUAUCCUCACUAGGUUUGGUACUGUUCUAUGGACGCUCUCCACAGCAUUAUUCCCAUAUUAGCAGAGUGUUUUGCUGAGGAGCAGGAGUUAAAAUGAUAACUCUGUGAUGUCAUAUGCUCUGCUCCAUUGCAUCCCUUUGUUGUUAGCAGCUUGGCAGCUUUCUUGUUCCUCUGUGGUGCUCUUAUGAGGAUGCCCUUGUGAGGAGCUGUGCCCGUCUCCUUUCCCAGGCUGUGGGGUCUCAGGCUCUGGAUGUUCUGCUGAUCUCUGUGUGUUCGGCUGUGUUACGGGUAUUCUGGGUAGCACAAAACUGGCAAGUUGGUGUAGUUUGGCCUUAGAAAGUGGCUGACCUACCCUGUCAGUCCCACCCAGCUCCCAGAGGGAUCUGUACUGCAUGCAGGUCGGUUGCACGCUGCCCUUCUUUCUGUGCUUCUUUAAUUGUAAUUACCUAUUUUUUUUUAUGUCCCUGGAAGUCAGGGAUUUGCCACAUGCAAGGAGGAGAGAAUAACUUGGUGAAGUGUCCCUGGUGGAAAGUUGCCCAUUCAUCCCCAAAUUCAUGUGCCCGGCUCUGACUGCUGAGUGCUGUGGAUCCCUGCCCACAAGCAUUUGACUCAUCUUUGCCAUGACUCAGAAGAGAGAUGUAUUGGGAACCUUCUUUUCUUUCUUUUUUUUUCCCCUUUUGAAAAAUGAAGUGAAAGUUUAUCAACCUGUACAGUUAAAUGAAACACCAGCGAGCCAAAUGAGGAAGUAAACCCUUCCUUUAGAAUGAGCUCUAACCUGCUCAAAGCACUUGUUUGCUCUCUGCUGACUCCAGCCCUGCCUUAAGGCUCUCCAUAACAGGCAGCUUCCUUGUGUCUGCCCCGAGCGGCUCCCAGCUGCCCACAGGGAUGGCACCGUGUGGAUCGGGCAGGUAACACGGGCUAAAGCUGAUGCCAGCUGGACAAGGGCAGGAAGACAGAAGCACCGCAUUUGAAAGGGAGACAGAUGCCCGCUAGGAUGGCCCUGACCAGUUCAUUUUCCAGCAAGCUGGUACAACCAGGCUCUGGAGGAGUUUCUACAGCAGGGAGAGAAGUGCACCAGAGCAAGCUGGAUUUUUUCUGCAAGCUAGGCUAUGGGAAGCAGGACAUCUGCAAAGUGCUGGAGAGCCUGGGCCAGGAGGCCCUGGAGGACGAUGUGCUCAAAGAGCUGAUUCGGAUGGGGAGAAAACCUCAAGCUCUGGAGAAUCAGGCUCAGCCUCCCCCACUAAAACUUGUUGCCCGUGGGACGUGCAGCACUUCACCAGUGCCAAAAUGGCUUGCAGAAGAGGAAGGUGAUUCCUCCAGUCACUUGAGAGCCAUUGUGAUUGAUGGCAGCAACGUAGCAAUGAGCCAUGGAAACAAAGAAGUCUUCUCCUGCUGGGGGAUCCGCCUGGCAGUGGACUGGUUCCGAGAAAGGGGGCACACCUACAUCAAGGUUUUUGUCCCCCUCUGGAGGAAGGAGCCCCCCCGACAAGACAGUCCCAUUGCGGAUCAGCACAUUCUUGAAGAGCUUGAAAAGCAAUCAAUUCUUGUGUACACCCCAUCUCGCAAGGUGAAAGGCAAGAGAGUAGUUUGCUACGACGAUCGCUAUAUUGUGAAGGUCGCUUAUGAAAAAGAUGGGGUCAUUGUUUCCAAUGACCAUUACCGAGAUCUCCAGAAUGAAAAUCCUGAGUGGAAAUGGUUUAUAGAGCAGCGACUACUCAUGUACUCUUUUGUCAGUAAUAGGUUUAUGCCUCCUGAUGAUCCACUAGGCCGGCAUGGACCCACUCUUUAUAAUUUCCUCAGCAAAAAGCCAGCGCUUCCCGAAUCAACAUGGCAGCCUUGCCCCUACGGUAAAAAAUGCACUUACGGUAACAAAUGCAAGUUUUACCACCCAGAGAGGCUGCAUCAAGCUCAGCUGUCAGUUGCUGAUGAGCUCAGAGCCAGAACAAAAGUACCCAUGAGCCUGGGGAGGGAGGAAGAGACGUGCAACUGCUCUCCAUAUUGGACUGGCAGAGAGUCCAUCCCUCAUGACACUGUCACAGAAAUGCCACAGGGAGCCAGCAGGGGCAUGAGGGACCCCUGCUGCGCAGCAUGGUCCUCAGGCAGCUUCCAUCCACAGCCAGCUGAUGCCUGGGCCAUCAGCACCAACUCUGGCCUGGAGCUGGACCGAAAACCACCAGAAGCCCUCAGAGAUCAACCCCUUGUGGGAGACAUGGCAGCACUCUCCAUAAGUGACAAGGUGUACUCUGGAACCAGACUGACCUGCACCUCACAGGACAGAGAGCAGUCUGACAGCCCUCAUUGCUGUUGUAGCCUGAGGCACAACCCCUUUCUGCUGCACCAUCACCACUGCUUGGACUGCACCUGCUUAUCAGGGAGUCCCUUCCAGCACUCAGUGCUCCCACCUGCUCCAGGCAGGCACCUGGAACACCACUGGCCCCAGAAGUGCUGGUCUGACAGGGUCCAGCCCAGCCCAGCCCUGGAAGCACAGCAGCAGCAGCACCUCCCUCCAUCCUCUGUGAUGCCUCUGGCUGAGCCACUGCAAGUGUACAGAGAGCGGCCCCAGUGCUGUUUCUCCAGCCAGCCCUUUCUGCUGGAUGCCAGCAGCAGGCCUGAUUUCUUCCAGAAAGCCACUGUUCAGCCCAGUGCUGCUUACUGUGAUUACUGGCCACCCCAUGCUGCAAGACCUCCUUCUGUCCAGCAAGCAAGCGUCCACAGGGAGCUGUGCACUAUUUUCCCCUGUGCCGAAGUGAAUCGAGUCAUGGCGCUGUACCCAGAGAUCAAGGAUAUCGCUAGCUUGACCUUACUGAUUCAAAGACAUAGAAACUUGUGAUGCCUCCAGGUUAAACCUUUCCCACCAAGUGCAGAGCUGCUAUUCUCAGGUUUAUCUGAGUGUUAUUAAAGGGCUUUAUGAGCUGAGUUACAGCUGUUCAAGUAGCAUGCGUCUAAGCAUCAACCAAUUAUGGUGCGUGGGGCAUUAAGUUGUGGUUCACAGCAGUAGAAUCUUGUCUACUUUACUUGGGAGUAAGUAGGAGGGCUUGGGUUUAAUUAAUGAGCUGCCAGCAUGUGAACCUCACGUGUUUUUAAUGUCCUAAUGUGCUGUUUAAAUACCACCAAGGAGCCGUUCUCCACGGGCCCCAUGAGAGAGCUCUCCUCAUAAGACUUAUCAUGACUAGCCUGCUGAGCUAGCAGAAAAUAAUUUGGCAUAUUUCCCCCUAACACUUAGCUGUACUUACUGUUGGAAGGUGUCUUUGGGCCCAUGUAGUUACACAAUGGCUUUAAUCACAAGGCAACCAUGUCCCAGACUUUUAAAAGACUCAACUAGUGUUUAUGAACCAAUGCUGUGAACCCACAAGAUUACUAGUGGAGGCAGCAGAGAAAGAGCCCAGAUCACUUAGAAACAAUUGCAGGUACGUUUCUCAGGGCUCAUGCACAAUAUAAGUCAAGUGAGUGAAGCCCUCUGUAAUAUAAGUAAAUCAAAUCACUCCUAUUGCAGACUGAAAGCUCAGGAUGUUCUUAUUUGAGUUAACACAGCUGAUUGCAAAGGAAAAUGAUAAUAAUAGUAGCUCUGAACUGCUUCUGUCCUAGUAAACAAGAAAAAACAUUGUUGAAUUAACCCUUAAUUACCAAAUGUGGUCCCAUAAUGCCAGAUGAUGAUUAUGAUUACAAACAUUUGAGCUCUAUUCUGCUGGGACACGUUUGAUUUUCAGUAAGCUGUAAAGCUGUAAAUCUUUGUGCCAUUCCACUGAACUUUGUUGGGUUUUAUUUUUUUUUUUGAGUUAAAAUUCAAAUAUUGAGGUUGAUCCUGAACGUUUUUGGCAUUUUACCAAAGUUCAAGUAUGUCAGUAUGACAGAUCUUCUUAGGAAUUAUUCAGCAUGUUAUAAAACAAUCACCUACAACACUUUGCUUUGAAUAUUUUUUGUUAUUUUAUUCUAUUCCUUUUAGCACUGGUUGAUAAUGAAUUAAGUCCAGCACUCAGGUGGCCUUUACAAAGUCUCACAUGCAUCAGAGAACCUCUACUGGGUUCUUCUCAGAAGUACAGUCAGGCAAUAACUAAACCUAGCUCGCACUGAAUGCUCUUGGUUUGGAAAGGCGACCAAGCAGAGGUAAUUUACCUUUAGUGUCACCAUCACAUGAUGCGUUUUUGUAUUUGUAUGAAGAUUCUUCAGGAAAUAAACCGUAUCAGCUGAA